Pseudopodoces humilis (Tibetan ground-tit) is the source of this 6886-nucleotide messenger RNA. It is a transcript of the gene SLC4A4, whose product is annotated as solute carrier family 4 member 4. Lineage: Eukaryota; Metazoa; Chordata; Aves; Passeriformes; Paridae. Gene Ontology annotation, molecular function: sodium:bicarbonate symporter activity; solute:inorganic anion antiporter activity; monoatomic anion transmembrane transporter activity. Gene Ontology annotation, biological process: transmembrane transport; bicarbonate transport; monoatomic anion transport. Gene Ontology annotation, cellular component: plasma membrane; basolateral plasma membrane. The record is from RefSeq and is a predicted model, not a curated record.
GGAGCGACAUGAUUUUAAGGAACUUCCUGAAGGGUUUCUGUGUUAGCUUUUGCAAAUCCUUUGGCCCUUGAAGUUAGCUUAGAUGGAACUCUUGCUUUGAACUGCAAGACUUGUGUAUCUCAUUGGAAUGACUGAGUGAGGGGUGGGAACAGGCAGUGACCUGAAUAAAGCAGAAUACGUCACAUUACGUGCUGAGGGAAUGAGGUGAGCAGGGACCAGACCAAGCAGGCUUAUGGACAUGAGGAGUAAAUUCAUGGCUGGAAUUUUACGUCUGGGUUUGGAAGUACAAUGCCGAAAGGUCUGCUCAGCGGUGAGGGGCUUCUGUUGUUUCUAAAGGAGGGAAGGAUAAAAACUGACCUGUUUUUCUGUAGCUGACAACUGUACUGAGAGUUGGGAAGUGUCACCUGAAGACACACCUAAAGAGCUAUUGCGGUGUAUGGCGUUUCCCUCCCGUAUCUGAUGGAAAGGAAGAGGGACAGAGUGGAGGUUAGGAAUGUUCCAUGCUGCUAACCUGUUACCUUGAGCGAUUGCCAAAGCUUCAGCACUCAGAGAGCAGGUGGGUGCUGAGUUCCUGCCUUGCCAGUGACACAGCAAAACCUCUGUGCUGGCUCCUGCCUGCUGGACUUGUGAGGAAGCAGCAGUGGGAGAACAAAGGCAAGGGCACCCCUGCAGCUCCUGGUAUGGCUGGCAGUAUCUGAGACUCUUGCAAUCCUCCAUCGUGCAUCGCGGUGAAGCUGAAAAGGGACUUGCUCCAGAAGCACAAGGAAGGAGCAGAAAUGCAUCACAGGAUGGAGGACGAGGCAGUACUGGAUAGAGGGGCUUCCUUCCUUAAACAUGUAUGUGAUGAAGAAGAAGUGGAAGGUCACCACACGAUUUACAUCGGGGUCCAUGUGCCGAAGAGCUACAGGCGGAGGAGGCGGCACAGAAGAAGACCUGGGCACAAAGAAAAGAAAGAAAAGGAGAAAAUCUCGGAGAACUACUCGGACAAAUCAGACGUAGAAAACGCUGACGAGACAAGCAGCAGCAUCCUUAAACCGCUCAUCUCCCCCGCCGCCGAGCGCAUCCGCUUCAUCCUUGGAGAGGAAGAUGACAGCCCCGCGCCCCCGCAGCUCUUCACCGAGCUGGACGAGCUUCUGGCUGUCGAUGGACAGGAGAUGGAGUGGAAGGAGACUGCAAGGUGGAUCAAGUUUGAGGAGAAGGUGGAACAAGGCGGGGAGCGAUGGAGCAAACCGCACGUGGCCACCUUGUCUCUGCACAGCCUGUUUGAGCUGAGGACGUGCAUCGAGAAGGGCUCCAUCAUGCUGGAUAUGGAGGCCUCUUCCCUCCCACAGGUGGUGGAGAUGAUCGUUGACAAUCAGAUCGAGACGGGGCUGUUGAAAUCCGAGCUGAAGGACAAGGUCACCUACACCCUGCUCAGGAAGCACCGGCACCAGACCAAGAAAUCCAACCUGCGCUCGCUGGCUGACAUUGGAAAGACCGUCUCCAGUGCAAGUAGGAUGUUUUCCAACCCCGAUAAUGGCAGCCCAGCCAUGGCUCACCGAAACCUGACUUCCACCAGCCUCAACGACAUCUCGGACAAGCCUGAGAAGGACCAGCUGAAGAAUAAAUUCAUGAAGAAAUUGCCUCGUGACGCUGAGGCCUCCAACGUGCUGGUGGGGGAGGUGGAUUUCCUGGAGAGCCCCUUCAUUGCCUUCGUGCGGCUGCAGCAGGCGGUCAUGCUGGGAGCUCUCACCGAGGUCCCUGUUCCCACACGAUUUCUCUUCAUUCUGCUGGGACCAAAGGGCAAAGCCAAGUCCUAUCAUGAGAUCGGCCGAGCCAUCGCUACACUGAUGUCGGAUGAGGUAUUCCAUGACAUUGCCUAUAAAGCCAAGGACCGUCAGGACCUGAUCGCAGGCAUCGAUGAAUUUCUGGAUGAAGUCAUUGUGCUCCCCCCUGGGGAAUGGGAUCCAGCCAUUAGGAUAGAGCCCCCCAAGUCUCUCCCUUCUUCGGAUAAGAGGAAAAACAUGUACUCUGGUGGGGAGAACCCGCAGAUGAACGGAGACACGCCCCACGACGGGGGCCACGGCGGCGGCCACGGCGACUGCGAGGAGCUGCAGCGGACGGGCAGAUUCUGUGGGGGCUUGAUCAAAGACAUCAAGAGGAAAGCACCGUUCUUCGCCAGCGACUUCUACGACGCUUUAAAUAUCCAGGCCCUCUCAGCCAUCCUCUUCAUCUACCUGGCCACUGUCACCAAUGCCAUCACUUUUGGGGGAUUGCUUGGGGAUGCUACGGAGAACAUGCAGGGCGUGUUGGAGAGCUUCCUGGGCACGGCUGUCACCGGCGCCAUAUUUUGCCUUUUGGCUGGUCAGCCCCUCACCAUUUUGAGCAGCACAGGACCCGUCCUGGUCUUUGAGCGGCUCCUCUUCAAUUUCAGCAAGGACAAUGAUUUUGACUACCUGGAGUUCCGCCUCUGGAUCGGCCUCUGGUCAGCCUUCCAGUGUCUCAUUCUUGUGGCCACCGACGCCAGCUUCCUGGUCAAGUACUUCACACGCUUCACUGAAGAAGGAUUUUCCUCCCUGAUCAGCUUCAUCUUCAUUUAUGAUGCUUUCAAGAAGAUGAUCAAGCUGGCAGAUCAUUAUCCCAUCAACUCCCAGUUCAAGGUGGACUAUAUCACACAUUACUCAUGUGCUUGUAAACCACUAGAUCCAGUUAAUGGCUCAUUACUUAACAGGACAACGGUGCUGUCAGACUAUGAGCUGGUCUCUCCCUCCUCCGAGCUGGACAACACCACCAUUGACUGGGCAGCUCUGACAGCCAAGGAGUGCUUGAAGUAUGGGGGUCAACUUGUGGGCAACAACUGUGACUAUGUCCCUGACAUCACCCUCAUGUCCUUCAUCCUUUUCUUUGGCACUUACACCUGCUCCAUGGCCCUGAAGAAAUUCAAGACCAGUCGCUACUUUCCCACCACUGCCCGGAAGCUCAUCAGCGACUUUGCCAUUAUCCUGUCCAUUUUGAUUUUCUGUGGAAUAGAUGCCCUGGUUGGUGUGGACACACCAAAACUAAUUGUGCCAAGUGAAUUCAAGCCAACCAGUCCCGAGAGGGGCUGGUUUAUCCCACCCUUCGGAGGGAACCCGUGGUGGGUGUACCUGGCAGCAGCCAUCCCCGCCCUGCUGGUGACCAUCCUCAUCUUCAUGGACCAGCAGAUCACCGCCGUCAUCGUCAACAGGAAGGAGCACAAGCUCAAGAAAGGUGCUGGAUAUCAUCUGGACUUGUUCUGGGUGGCCAUUCUGAUGAUUGUCUGCUCCUUUAUGGGGCUGCCCUGGUACGUGGCUGCUACCGUCAUCUCCAUCGCUCACAUCGACAGCUUGAAGAUGGAGACAGAGACUUCAGCCCCUGGAGAACAGCCCAAGUUUUUGGGAGUGAGGGAGCAGAGAGUCACUGGAGUCAUUGUCUUCAUCCUGACCGGGGUGUCUGUCUUCAUGGCUCCCAUCCUGAAGUUCAUUCCCAUGCCCGUGCUCUACGGCGUCUUCCUCUACAUGGGAGUUGCAUCCCUCAACGGCGUGCAGUUCAUGGAUCGUCUGAAGCUGCUCUUGAUGCCUCUAAAACACCAGCCUGACUUUAUCUACCUGCGCCACGUCCCUCUGCGCAGGGUCCACCUCUUCACCUUCCUGCAGGUGGUGUGCCUGGCCCUCCUCUGGAUCCUCAAAUCCACCGUGGCUGCUAUCAUAUUCCCUGUCAUGAUCUUGGCCCUGGUGGCAGUCAGAAAAGCCAUGGACUACCUCUUUUCCCAGCAUGACUUAAGCUUUCUUGACGACGUCAUUCCAGAAAAGGACAAGAAGAAGAAAGAGGAUGAGAAGAAGAAGAAGAAGAAGAAGGGCAGUAUGGACAGUGACAAUGAUGAUUCUGACUGCCCCUACUCAGAAAAAGUCCCAAGUAUUAAAAUACCAAUGGACAUCAUGGAGCAGGAACCUUUCCUAAGUGAUAGCAAACCUGCCGACAGAGAAAAAUCACCAACAUUCCUUGAACGCCACACAUCGUGCUGACACAAUUCCCUUCCUUCAAUCACACGCCAUGCCAAGCCCUCCACGAACUCCAGUAAAAGUUGUGCCUCAAAUUAGAAUAGACCUUGAGCCUGAAGACAAUGGUUAUUUCUGGAGGAGCAAGGGAACAGAAACUACUUUGUAAUCCGUCUGUCUGUCCGACCUUUUACAAAUUCAUUUUGUCACUAGCCAAACGUUAAGAAGCUCCCUGCUCCCGCCGGCGAAGGUAAUCCAGGAUUGCCUCGGCUCCGACGCGCCGCGAGGCCGCGGCCGGCACGGGUGGCGCGUCACAGCUCUGGCGGUCUGGCAGAACAGAGCUGACCUCCAGGCUAAUUCCAUGUCUGCUCCCACUGCUCGGAGACGCUGGAACGUGCUGCUAACCCUCACGUGCUCUCACCUGUAGAUAAAAGAGAAGGUACUUCACUCCCAGCGCAGACAGACCGUUGCCAUCGCUGUAGCAUGUUUGGAAACGUCCCUUUCCUAUGCAAUUUUUUUUUAAAGAAACACUUUAAUGGACUUAAUCCAUCAGGUACAUGGAAGAGUGUUAUUUUCCUAGAUUAUUUUGUUUAAAUUAUGGGGGCCUAACCUAUGACUUCUUUUUUUUUUUUUUUUUUUUUUGACAAUUUUUUUUAACCUUUUUUUAAUUACUGUAAAGAAAAAUGAAUUUUUUUCCUGCAGCAGGAAACAUAUAGUUAUGAGUAGUUCUACCUCUUAUUUCUAGAUGCCAGGCUUUCUGUAAAAAAUGUAUUGUACCAUAUAUAAUGUGAUUUUUACACAAAACAGACCCACAACAUCACACCACAAUCUCCAAGACGUGGCUUAGGGCCGGAUCAGUUCAAUUAACACCACCUGCUCUGAAGCAUCUGUUUUUCUUAGGGUUAUGUUGGGUUUUGGAGUCUUUUUAAUGAGCAAUCCCUGCUGUGAAGGAGAAUGAAAUCUCUUGUGAUCUUAGAAGAGCCUUAAACAGGUUGUUGAUCCAACGCUGCAGGCAGAUGCUGGUUGUAUCCCUGUUGUUGAUUUCUGACUUGGGAUCGCUCCGUGAUUUUCUCAGAACACCGGUGUGCGUGUGUGUGUGCAGUGAGAACACCCGAGGUGUGCCUCAGGCACAGUGGAUGAGGAGGAAGAUGAAGGUGGCCUGCUGGGAUGUUCAUCCCGACGCUCAGAUUUGCAAACAUCCGCAUCCUCCUGCAUCCCACCCCUGUCUCCCAUCACCUACAGGAUUUACCCUAAACCUUGGCUACUCAGCCCCAGACCUGGCAGUGCAGCAAGAGUAAGCAAGUCAGGCAUGGGCAUCCCAGGAUUUUGGGGUGGAACCAAGCCAGUGAACAUCACAUCAGGAGAGAGGUUUUAUCUCUGUGUUGCAUGUUUCUACUGGUACGUGCAUCUGAACACGCAUUUGGGAAACUGAGCUUCACUGGGACGUGGGGGAGCACACUAAAAGGCUUCAUCCAAAAAUAAAAAACGAAAGAAGAAAUGCCCCAGCUCUCAAGACACCCCAUUCCCUGAUGGAGACAGUCCCGUCACAGAGGAUGGGCACAUGCUGCCACUUGGUCCUUGCAAAACCAAAGUCUGGGUUGGUGAAGUCAAGAGGAUUUUCUGAUGGUGCUGAGACCUUAAAUGCCAAAUUUUAGCAUCUGCUCCCACCUAGGAGCCACCACCACCUCCGUACAGCUCCUGCUCGCUCUCAGGGGGUCUCCCCUUCAGUUUCCAUGAAAUCUGUGUUGGGUGUCCCAGGAACCCGGCUGAAACCUGCUCUCAAAGUGCUGGGGAGACUUGGGAAAGGCCUGAAGAGGAGCAGCUCCGGGAUCCCUUCUGCUGCCGGAGGACAGGUAACUUGGCAAGUGUGAUGCCAGCUUUAGGCAGUGCUCUCCAUCCCUUGGUGAACACCAGUCCUGGCUCCCAGUGAGGACACGGGCUCGAGCCUGUGGAGUCCACAGGAGCCGCUUGUGAGAUGGCUGCACAUGCUGCCCGGACCGUGGAUGUGUAGCAAUCCCAGAGGAAAGGUGCCCUCAGGGGGAUCCCAGGGGCUGUCCCGCUCCGUUCCACGGGCACAGCUGCCAUCUGCUGGCCUGGCCUGGCCACCUGUCUCCCGUAAAAAUGAGGUUUUCACUUCCGAACCGUGUUAAAUACACUUGAAGUGUCCUGACUGCUGUUCUGGAUCUUUCUCUCUCUUUGUGUUGUGGUUUUUGUGUUGUGCCCAGGGCAGCGCUGCUGACGGGACAAAGGUUUCUGCAGCUUGCCAUGAGAAACAGCCCCCUCCGGCGGCAGGGAAGAGCCUGCAGCACGACAGGGAAAGGUUCUCUGCACUCCGUAUGCCUUUGAAAAUAACUAAAACGUCCUUUCAAUCCAAAUUAGGUAUUUUGUCGGAAAAGCCUGGGUGGGCGCUUCAGGGAAUAGGUGUGGAGACUGACCCAAAGCCCUCCAGGAUCAGAGGUGCAACCAUCAAAAAUUACCUGUCCCCAGCAAAUGCGAAGUCCCAGCCGACGGUGGGACGUGCGAUGGCCACCGGGCUGACAGACCUUUGUAUCUGUCUCUGAAUCAAGUCGCACUUUUAUUAUUGUUUUUAACUCUCCUAAGUCCGUGUUUGCUUUGGAGGAGAGAACGAGGACUUAGGAUGAAAUGAAGUGGAUCGGAUGGUGGAGCUAAAAGGAAAAAAAGCAGAAAACAUUUCAAACAUAUUAAAGUGAUUUUUUUUUUUUCCAGUAAUAUAAAACAUGAAAUUCCUUAUAACAUUAUAGUAUUUUACAGUUUUAUGAAGCUUUCUAUUGUGACUUUUAUGGAAUCAAAAAAUGAAGAUGAUGAGAUAUUUUAGCAUUUAUAUUUUUCAAAAUUAAAUAAAUGUAUACUGAAAAUAAAGUAACUUUAUG